AGCAGUUUGUGAGAUUUAAAUUGAUUUUGUAUUUUGUAUAAAGCGAAUAUUAAUUUGUAACUUUUAAUUGUCUUCAACAAAAAAAUGGCUCUUGAAGCAUAUUUAGGAUUACAUCCAAACGAACGAUUUAGUAUUGAUCGAAAACGUUUACAAUUGCCUAAUUAUGAAAAAGUUAUCGAUGAAGAUCAUCAUCAAAUUUGUCUGUCCAUACCACGAGAUCCAAUGAAUCUAUAUUCAGAUUCGGCUAGAAAAAUUGCUUUGAAAUUUAACAAAGGUACAACAACAUUGGCAUUUGUGUACAAAGGUGGUGUGGUUGUAUGUGCCGAUUCACGGGCUACCGGUGGUCAAUACAUAUCCACUCAAGAAUGUAAGAAAAUUAUUAAAAUCAAUGAUUUUCUUCUUGGUACAAUGGCCGGUGGUGCUGCCGAUUGUAUGUAUUGGCAACGUGUUCUAUCCAAAGAAUGUCGAUUAUUCGAAUUACGUAACAAGGAACGUAUUUCAGUUGCUGCUGCAUCGAAAAUAUUGGCUAAUAUUUUGUACAGUUACAAAGGAAUGGGCCUUUCUUUGGGUGUAAUGAUUUGCGGCUGGGACAAGGUUCGUGGUCCACAAAUCUUUUACGUCGAUAAUGAUGGUAAUCGUCAACCGGGCAAAUUAUUCAGUGUUGGUUCCGGAUCCACUAUUGCAUAUGGUGUUUUAGAUACAUUCUAUCGACAUGAUAUGAAUGAUGAUGAAGCUUAUGAUUUGGGACGUCGUUCCAUUUUUCAAGCUACACAUCGUGAUUGUGGAUCUGGUGGCAUUGUACGAGUGUAUACGAUUAAUUCAAAUGGAUGGAAAUGUAUUAGCGAAACUGAUAUGAUGCAACUUUAUGAUGAACCAUAUCAUCAGAUAAGACCUGGUCUUGAAAAUAUUUAAGAAAUUUUGAAGAUUGAAUUGUAUGUGUGUGUGUGUGUUUUUUAUUAAUAAAUAAAUAAAAAACAAUCAUCAUUA
Dermatophagoides farinae (American house dust mite) is the source of this 987-nucleotide messenger RNA. RefSeq names its product proteasome subunit beta type-5. NCBI's taxonomy places the organism in Eukaryota, Metazoa, Arthropoda, Arachnida, Sarcoptiformes, Pyroglyphidae. The record is from RefSeq and is a predicted model, not a curated record. Gene Ontology annotation, molecular function: threonine-type endopeptidase activity. Gene Ontology annotation, cellular component: cytoplasm; proteasome core complex.